Blepharisma stoltei is the source of this 870-nucleotide messenger RNA. The record is from the annotation of a GenBank genome assembly. Lineage: Eukaryota; Ciliophora; Heterotrichea; Heterotrichida; Blepharismidae.
AUGAUAUCAGACAUAUGAACUUUAUCUGAACAAAGCUCAUCUCAAGACCCCAAUACCAGUGAAAGAACUAUAUUUGUCCUUGGAGAAAGGAAGGCAGGGAAAUCAUCUUUGAUUAAUAACUUGAUAUCACAAAGCGCAAAUAAUGAAGAACCAAGGCCUACGGUAGCUUUAGAAUAUUAUUAUGCUCGAGCGCCUCUUGGGAUAAACUCUACUCGUGAUCUUGGCUAUAUAUAUGAAUUAGGCGGCGGCCGUCUCCUUGCAAAUUUAGUGUCAGUUCCAAUGACUGCAGAAACGCUUUCUGAGCUGAUGAUUGUGAUUGCUAUUGAUCUUUCACAUCCAUAUAAGGUUAUCGAUUCUCUUUUAUACUGGCUGCAAAUUAUUAGAAACCGAAUUAGUGAAAUUUUAUCACAUCUCCCUCCAAAAGAAGCCCAAAAAUACCAAAAACGCAUUACAAAAAAAUGAAGCAAGCAUGAAGAUUCUGCAAGGCUUGAGCCUAUUCCCGUUCCAGUUUAUGUUAUAGCGACAAAAUAUGAUGUAUUUUGUGAUCAAGAAAGCGAAAAUAGGAAAUGAAUGGCAAGAGCUCUACGGUAUUUUUGCCAUAAGAAUGGGAUUAGCCUUUUUUAUUGGUCUAGUAAAGAUCAGAAAUUGCUUGGAUCUUUAAGGAUGGUUUUGUCAUAUCAUUUGUUUGGAUCUCCUAUACGGAAAUUAAGCCAAAAAGACCAUGCGCAAGCAAUUCUUGUAUCUUCUGGAGAAGACUCUUUUCAAUCGAUUGGGCCGCCUCCAAAUGCUGCUAAAGGCUCAAAGGGUAAUACAGAUGAUGAGUGGAUUAAAGCAAUUCAGCAAAGCUUUCCAAAGCCUAAUAGGAAGUAA